GGGUGCUUUUUGAGAGGAAAGAACUUGAAUAGGGAAGCACACUAGCCGCGGGAGCCCCUGUCCUUGCACGUGGGGUGGACACCGUCUACUCUUUCUUUCUGACUGUUACCGGAUUAAGAUUCAUGCUUGUAGAAGAAAUCGAGGGAUAGAGAGCCAGAGGUAUCUUCCAGGAUCCGUGGUUUCUUCGCCUGUGUAAUAGGAAUGACGGAGCCCCAGGCUGAGGCUAGGCAUUCCCGAGCAGCAGAGCAAGGACUCUGUAGGGGGAUCCGUAACAGAAGGUUUUCGUAUGUCAGCUGGUCACGAGUCUGACCGGAGCCGCCUCCCCUGCAGCCCCAGACCUCUCAUCUGUGCGGUCCACCCCAGAUGCCUGGCGCUUGAAGAGAGCCAUUGCUUGAGAGUCUGCUGAUGAGUUUUCGCUGUGGCACAGGAGAGUCUCUUCACCGUGUGGAAGGAGUGUCUGUUGCCGCUACUGCUUUUUCGUUUAUCUUCUCUCUUCGAGCCGGGUCUUGCCCUUUCCCGCUGCCAUGAUGGCCCAGUCCAAGGCCAACGGCUCACACUAUGCACUGACGGCCAUUGGCCUGGGGAUGCUGGUCCUCGGGGUCAUCAUGGCCAUGUGGAACCUGGUCCCUGGUUUCAACCCUGCGGACAAGCCAACAACGCAGGGCAACAAGACGGAGGGAGGUGGUGGCAUCCUCAAGAGCAAGACUUUCUCGGUGGCCUACGUGCUGGUCGGGGCUGGCGUGAUGCUGCUGCUGCUGUCCAUCUGCCUGAGCAUCCGGGACAAGAGGAAGCUGCGGCAGAGCGAGGAGCUGGCCCGAAUUCAGCAGCAGGCAGGAGCUGUGCCCUCCAUCCAGGAGGAAGACAGCCAGGAGGAGGAGGAGGGGGAGGAGGCCUCCUCCCGGUACUAUGUCCCCAGCUACGAAGAAGUGAUGAACACGGGCUACUCAGAAACUAGGGAAGAGGAGCAGAACCCGAGGCUGAGCAUCUCUCUCCCCUCCUAUGAGUCGCUAACGGGGCUCGAUGAGACGACCCCCACGAGCCCCAGGCCGGAGACGGAGACGGCCAGCCCAGGGCACGCUCCCGACAGGCAAAACUCCAAGCUGGCCAAACGCCUGAAGCCACUCAAAGUUCGAAGGAUUAAGUCUGAGAAGCUUCACCUCAAAGACUUCAGGAUCAGCCUCCCAGACAAGAACAUCCCUCCUCCCUCUAUCGAGCCUUUGACGCCUCCACCGCAGUAUGACGAGGUCCAGGCGAAGGCUCCCGAGGCCCGGCCACCUGACUGAAAGACCCUUCCGACGUCACUCCCCCCAUCUCACCCUCCACACCAACAGACUGCGCCGAAACCACUUCAGCCCCAGAUGAGGGGUCAAGGCACACUUAGCCACUGUGAUGGGGAUUCUGGGUAAGAGGGAGUUACUGUGGACCAUUCACGGAGCCUCACAGAGCAGGGGCAUCAGAAGGAUGUUGGGAGCUUGUGACAAUCCGGAGCACAAGGUGUGUGGCCUUGGCAUCCCCUCCAUCCUCCUUCCCACCUCGGGGUCGUGGGCCACACGCUCCUCUCCCGAGCUGGGAUGGGAUUCCUAGUGACUGCGUUUAGCCGGAGGUUGUCUCCUUUCGCUUCCACCAUAGUUGCUGUGUUUCGAAAAGAAACCAGGUUUUGUGCUUGCUUUCCUCACUGGACAUGGCUCAGCUUCGGCCAAAAGGGCACGGGAUUGUCUUGUGAAUAAAAUGCCAAACGGGUGGGUGUGAGUUGUCAGGGAGGGCCCCUAGGGGCCCCUGGAGCUGUCGGUUCUUUGAGGGUCUAAGGCCUGAUGACCUUCAGCAGUGGGUGACUGGCUGAUUCCGAACACUGGUCUCCUGUGGGUAACGGAAGGAGGAGAGGAAAAGUCGCUGUUCUGUGUCUUCUCAAAAGCCGAGUGACUGGGCAUUUUAUAAUAAAAGUGUUUUCUAU
Messenger RNA from Psammomys obesus (fat sand rat), 1951 nucleotides. It is a transcript of the gene Tmem51, whose product is annotated as transmembrane protein 51. Lineage: Eukaryota; Metazoa; Chordata; Mammalia; Rodentia; Muridae. The record is from RefSeq and is a predicted model, not a curated record. The coding region runs from base 525 to 1283 and encodes 252 amino acids. The transcript is spliced from 4 exons.